AACGACACUGAGGAAAGAAAACUGAGAGUAACCCUUUUGAGUGUUGGAUGGAAAGCUUCAAGCAAUGGAGACUUGACAACCAUCAACAGAGAGCUAGCAAUACAGAUGGCUAAACAUCCUAAUGUGGAAGUCAGUGUCUUCUUACCUUGGUGUAGUGAAGAGGACAAGAAAGAUGCUGAUGGUUACAAUGUUAAACUCAUUGAAGCAGUGAAACUGCCUGGUUUAAAACCAGUUCUUUGGUUAGCCUCUGUACCUGAUGGCCAUGCUAUGGAUUGUGUUCUAGGGCAUGGAGUAGAUCUUGGUCAGCAAAUUCCACUCAUAAAGAGAAAUCCAAAUUACAGUAAUUGCAGAUGGAUUCAAGUUGUCCAUACUGUCCCUGAAGAAAUUGGCAUGUACAAAAGCAUUUCUGAAGGUCAACAAAUGCAGCAAACAGAAAUAGAACUAUGUAAAAUGGCUGAUCAAGUUGUGACAAUUGGCCCCAAGCUAACUGAUGCAUAUAAGCGCCAACUCAGAAAACCAGAUGUUUUUAACCUGACACCAAGCAUUCUCUCUGAAUUUUCAGAUGUCCAGCAAGCAAGUGAUGAAGAAAGAACAUUUUGUGUCUUGGUUACUGAGAGUGGUGAUAGUGAAGAUUUUUAUGUUAAAGGGUACGAUACUGCAGCAAAAGCUAUUGCUGAGCUAAAGGAUAAAUCUUACCAACUCAAGUUUGCUUCCAAACAGAGAGGAAAAGAAGAUGAAUUAGCAAACAAGUUACUUCAGUGUGGUAUUGGUCGUAAUCAGCUAAUUAUCUGCAGCUUUGAUGAAAACAAGGAAACAUUAGCCAACUUAUUCUCUACAGUGGAUAUUGCUAUAUUACCCUCAAAAGCUGAGGGAUUCGGGUUAAGCGCUCUUGAAGCCAUAUCCGCUGGUCUUCCAGUACUUGUCAGUGGUAACUCAGGAAUUGCAGAAGCCUUAAGGAAGGUGCCUAAUGGGUCACAGUGUAUAGUGGAUUCAGAGGAUCCUGCUGAAUGGGCCAGAGCAAUCAAGGCUGUGCGUUACAAAGAAAGGAAUGUACGACUUGCAGAGGCUAGGAUUCUUCGUGAAAACUAUUUGCAGCAGUUCAGCUGGGAGAAGCCCUGUAAUUCCCUUGUUGAAAAGAUGUACAAUCAAAAAUUAAACAUCAAAGUUGGUGUGGAACAUAUCAAACUUGCAGAUCAUGGUGCUUAUAGUACAGCUUCAGUUUCAGCUCUAGAGCCAGCAGGAUAUCAGAAGGCAUCCACAGCUUCAGGCACAAAGAGCAAAAGACAAUCUGAUACAGAUUUAGAAGAUCUAGAAGUACUCCAAAAGAAAGCCCUUGCCUUAAUUGCUAUAAAUUACCUUAAUACUACACCACCUCAGAACAAGGAUGAACGCAAUGACUUUGAGGAAUACUUAGAUAAAAUGAAGGGAAUUACGGCCCUCAUAUUAGAUGUUUCUGUCAACAGUUUGGUAAUAACAGUAAAGUGCGAAUCUCUCAAGAGCUUGGAGGAAUUAUGGGAAGAUUACUCAUGCGGCCUUUUGGAUAAGAUGGUUCGAGAUUGUUUUGUGACUGAAAAGAUCUUGAAGGAACUGAACCUGGCAGAACUGAAGCUGAAAACAACAAUGGACAUAGAAGAGUACAAUGCAUGCAAAUUGUACUUUCUUGAGAAGGAUGCACUCAGAGGUACUUCGCCGCUCACAGUAAAACCCACCACUGGUCAUGUAAAAGAACUGAUAGAGAAAGGGCAGGGAAGGAAAGGCAUGUUUCCUCUCCCUGGAUCUUCUACCUUUGAUCCUGAAGAAGAACUAGAAGAGCUACGUAUGAAACUUCAAAGAAUGGAAGGUUCUUCAUCUCCCACUCUUCUCUCCACCACUGAUCUUGAAGAAAAGCUAGAGAGAGUAUGUGUGCACCUUGAGAUGCUAAGAAUGGAAGGUGGUUUUCCUGUCCUUCAAUUUUCAACCAUUGAUCUUGAGGAAAAACUAGAAGAACUCUGCAUGGAGAUUCAGAGGCUCAGAAUGAAAGGUACUUUGCAUCCCCUUGAACUCUUUACUGCUGACCUUGAAGAUGAAAUAAAAGGACUACGUAACGAACUUUUCAGACUCAGAAUGAAAGGUAGCUCACAUCCCCUUGUUUCCACCAUUGAAUUAGAACUCGGCAAACUACUCAAGGAACUUCAGAAAUGGAGGAAGGAAGGUAGUUUUCCUGUCCUUGAAUUUUCAACCAUUGAUCUUGAGGAAAAACUAACUGAACUACGCAUGAAGCUUCAGAGGUCCAGAAUGGAAGGUAGUUUUUCUUUCCUUCAAUUUUCAACCAUUGAUCUUGAGAAAAAACUAGCUGAACUACGUAUGAAGCUUCAGAGGCUCAGAAUGGAAGGUACUUUGCCUCCCCCUGAACUCUUUACUGCUGAUCUUGAAGAUGAACUAGAACAACUUGAACAAAGAAAGGAAGUCUCAGGUAGUUUACCUCCCCCUGUUUCCAUCAUUGAAACAGCAACUAGACUACGCCAGGAACUUGAGAAAGUCAAGAUGGAAGCAUUAGAGAACGCCAUGUAUCCGACCAUUAGAUCAGGACUGGCGAAGUUUGAUGUCAGUUUACCCGAGGAACUCCAGAACUAUGUCAGCUACUUAUUAAAUGAGUCAGCCAAACUUCACUUCCGCAAGCAAGUACUCCAAUCACCUCGUGCCUUGGAGGAAUUACGUGUAGCAAUGGAUAAAGACGAAUUGAAAGCAUUCCUUACUAUUCACAUCAGAGAAGGUGCAUGGCAAGUGGUGCUGCUGUUUACGGAUGAGCUCUCUAUAUCUAAACAACCAUGGUACUGCUUUCGUGUAAUUUAUAACGAGGACGAGGACGAGGACGAGGACGAGGAGGUGUCUAAUGAAGUGAUAUACAGUUCAAUUUCAGGCAUAUUGUAUGGGUGGCCAACAGAGUACGACCCUGAUUUGAUAACACUGUGUAAAGCGAUCACCAACAGGGAUUGGAAAGUAACCAGAUUAAUUCUCUCAAGGAGUCGGAUAUCUGAUGAAGGUUUGAAGAACUUGAGUACAGCGCUUCCUCAGAGUGAACUUUACAGCUUGACACUGUAUGGCAUUGGUUUACAAAAUCAAGGAUUAAAACACCUGUGUGAAGCGCUGAUCAUUAGUGACUGCCAUUUAACCAGCUUAAACGUCAGCUUAAACGUCAGUUGCACGCGCUAGCCAGCGUAACUUAACAAUUGGUUAGGAGACGAAGGAAUCGUGCACUUGUGUAACGCGCUAACCAGCGUUAACUGUACAUUAACCAGCUUAAACGUCAGUAACAAUUGGUUAAGAGACGAAGGAAUCAUGCACUUGUGUAACGCGCUAACAAGCGUUAACUGUACAUUAACCAGCUUAAACGUCAGUAACAAUUGGUUAGGAGACGAAGGAAUCAUGCACUUGUGUAACGCGCUAACAAGCGUUAACUGCAGGUUAACAAGCUUAAACGCCAGUCACAUUCGAUUAGGAGAUGGAGGAAUCAAAGAAUUGUCUGAGGUUUUAACCAACGGAUUCUGUACAUUAACAAGUUUAGACAUAAGCAACAAUGAAUUUGGAGAUGAAGGAAUCAAGCACCUGUGUAAGGCCUUGACUGAUACCAACUGCAAACUACGGAGCUUAGACUACCACGGAAAUCGGAAUGUAACUAAUAAAGGCAGAAAAUAUUUGUCUCAAAUGUUAACUGGUACUGAUUGGGAAGUUAGAGGAGGUCUUAGACUUUACCGUUCAACUAAAAAGUAG
Messenger RNA from Pocillopora verrucosa, 3750 nucleotides. Lineage: Eukaryota; Metazoa; Cnidaria; Anthozoa; Scleractinia; Pocilloporidae. The record is from RefSeq and is a predicted model, not a curated record.